GCUUUGUUUUUAACAUGCAGAUGCUGUGUGCAACAUGUCCCCCCGAGUUGCUGGCGUUCUUGACGACUGUAACGUAGAGUAUAGUUGGGAGAAUGAAGACACCAGUCCUAUGAACAACGCCGUCGUCAACCAAACAUCUCCCUGGGUCUAUCAGACAUCUUCAGCGCUAAACGGCUACCCAUUCUGGGGUAGCUUUGCUCUGUAUGCAGGCGGUGGCUAUGUAGCAGAACUCAGCACCAACCCAGCAGAAAGCGUCGCCAUUAUCCAGGACUUGAAGAACAACAUGUGGAUCGACGACAACACGCGCACCGUUCUCGUCGAGUUCACCAUUUACAACGCUUACGUCAACCUGUUUUCGGUGGUGACACUCGCCCUUGAGCUGCCCGUGUCGGGAGGCGUGUUUCCGCGGGCAGACAUCCAGACUGUACGCCUGUACAACUACACGUCCCAGUACACGCUCUACAUCAUGGCGUGUGAGAUUCUCUACGUCAUCAUGCUGCUCUUCUACCUGUACCGGGAAGUGAAAGAGCUUCGCCAGAAGAAAUGUAAGUAUUUCGGUGAAUUCUGGAACUGGGUGGAGUUGGCGGUGGCCUGGCUGUCUGUGUGUGCCGUCUGUCUGUUCGCGUGGCGCAUGGUCAUUACUGACAGGAUAACGGCCUAUCGCAGGAGCAACCCCGGCAGAUUCGUUAACUACAGUGAAGCGGCGUUCUGGGACGCUGUGUACGGGUACGUCAUCGCCAUCAUCGUCACUCUCGUCAUCGCAAAGUUUGUCAAGCUUCUCCGCUUCAACCGUCGGAUGUCGCUUAUCGGUGACACUAUCAAACACGCCGCACCAAAAGUGUUGGGUUUCAUCGUGAUCUACAUCGUUGUCAUCAUGGCGUUCGCACAAGCUUUGUUCUUCGUCCUCGGAAACACGUCAGCUAGCUUCGGCACAUUCCUGGCCUGCCUGAAGACGUUGUGGAACAUCCAGUUGGGAGAGUUUGACUUCAGCGAGUUCUGGGACGGACACUGGUUCCUUGGGCCGGCGAUCUGGUUCACGUACGUGGUGACGUCCAGCUGCAUCCUCGUCUUCACCUUUGUGGCGAUCCUGAUGGACAGCUUCGAGAGCGUUAAAGCCAACAUCGAGAAACAGUCAAACGACCACGAGAUUGUGGACUUCAUGGUGAAGCAAUUCAAGGACUACAUAGGCUGGAAAAAGGAGAAAAACAAACGUAAUGCCAUCUUACCUUCCCCACGCACGCGGAGCUCUGAUGACCUGAUAGAAGAAGAUACACGCCAGAUGACCAAGAGCCGCGACAGUUGGACAGACUUCAAAACUCAGGAAAAGGAACAAGUACAAACUUCCGCAGAGAACGGAGACAAGAACAUGAAAGAUCCAUUCUAUUGCAUAUUGUAGACGUACCAUUUGACGUUUGAGUCAAGAAUGGCUAAUUUUUGCGUGAUGUUUGUGUGCUGUAUAUAAACUACAUAAUAUGGAACACUUACUGUAGUAUAGUAGUAAUGGGAUUUCAUAAGGCUUUUCACUAAUAUGAUUGAUGUCUGCCUGUUUGAAGUAACAAUCAAUGCAUCAGUUAUUGAUUAAACAUUAGAAAGGACUCUAAUUUUGUAAGUACUCAGUCUAGAAGUCUGGUACAUUUUGUAAAAAGUAUAUAUUUAAGGUACAUUUAAAGUACAUUUAACUAGAAAACCCAGUUGAACAUGUCAAAGUCACUAACAUAUAAUAAUCGUAUUCACUCAUGCUAUUGCAUAGGAGCAAUGUCACCUUAGGUAAAACAAUAUGGGUGACAUUUGCAUACGAUCUUUAUAAGUUAGCCACUUUGACAUGUUCAACCGUUUUUUUAGUACUCGUAAUGACUUGUUCUGCCAGUUCAUUCUACUUCUUAAGAAGAGUAACGGAUGCCACUCGCAACGUCCGGAGUAAUCUCCGGUUUUUAUAGUGUGAAUAAAUCAUACAUUUUAGCACCGCCUACUACCUUUAGAAACAAAAGCACGUAAGGUUAUUAAAGUGUGUGUUUGUUUGUGCGUGUGUGUAUGUUACAUGUAUAAUCAUGAUAGCAAAGGGGAAUCAAACACAAUAUCGACUUUCAUGGUUUGGUUAUGAUUAAACAUCACUAAAAGACA
Molecule: messenger RNA, 2121 nt
Organism: Branchiostoma floridae (Florida lancelet)
Lineage: Eukaryota; Metazoa; Chordata; Leptocardii; Amphioxiformes; Branchiostomatidae
Product: polycystin-2-like
Exons: 5
Coding region: 35-1396 (453 amino acids)
Biological process (GO): detection of mechanical stimulus
Cellular component (GO): membrane
Molecular function (GO): calcium ion binding; calcium channel activity
Source: RefSeq, a predicted model, not a curated record